Mollisia scopiformis is the source of this 663-nucleotide messenger RNA. RefSeq lists its product as uncharacterized. The transcript has a single exon. Bases 1 to 663 code for a protein of 220 amino acids. The record is from RefSeq and is a predicted model, not a curated record. Lineage: Eukaryota; Fungi; Ascomycota; Leotiomycetes; Helotiales; Mollisiaceae.
AUGGCUUCCACUUUCCACUCCUUCGGCCGACUUCCCGUUGAGCUCAGAUUCCAUAUUUGGAACGAUGCAUUUCCCCUAUUCCCUCGCAUCUUCGAACUGGUUUCCCAUGACGAAGAGCCUGGAGACCACCCCGCAACAGGCGUCUCCCUUCCAAAUUGUAACUUGAGAGUUAACCGUUCUCCAACCUUGCUACUCGUCAACCGCAAAGCUCGAGCAGAGUUACUACCAAGAUACAGCCUCAACUUCAACCCUCGCGUGCCCGGUCCAUUCGUUGGCUUCUGCCCCUCCAUCGACAUGCUAUACCUUACUUUUCCUGGCAGCGGACCGUCUAGAAACUCCACUUCGAAUGUUUUCCGAAAUGCCUUUGGGAAUGACUACGAUAGCUUCAAGUGCUCAGUCAAAUACUUAUUCGGAUUACCACUAUUCUGGCCGACGUUCCUAUUCUUCGAUGGAACGGAACAAUUAAGCGCAAUGGAGAACUUGAAGGCGUUCGUUUUGUUGCACGACGGUCCAAAUGCUAUCGUCUCCGAGGUAUCUCAUGAUGCCGGUUUUGGGUUCAAAACGAAGCUUAAGGGCAUUAGUGGUAUCAAAGACCGGCUUAUGCGGAAGGAGUUGAAGGAACUGAUUGCUGUGCAUAUUGAAGCUAGGGCAGCGUUCAAGUGA